Molecule: messenger RNA, 2534 nt
Organism: Physella acuta
Lineage: Eukaryota; Metazoa; Mollusca; Gastropoda; Physidae
Molecular function (GO): zinc ion binding; ubiquitin protein ligase activity
Source: RefSeq, a predicted model, not a curated record
AAUAUAUUUAUGAAAAAUUUGAUUUUACAUAUGCAGAAAUGGAAGAUGACUUGACCUGCCCAGUAUGCCUUGAAUUGUUUGCAGACCCCUUAAUGCUGCCUUGCUCUCACAGUGUUUGCAAAGCCUGCCUCAUGGAUAUAAUGAAAUGCCGAACUAAAAUAGGAAAACAAGAUUUAGAGUGUCCAUCAUGUAGAGAUAACCAUAAUGUAUCAUUAGAGAAUCUUGAAAGAUUUCCCAAAAAUUUGGCUUUAGAAAACAUUGUCUUUCGUUAUCAAGAGAUUCUGAGCAACAGACUGAGUAGAGCUGUUAAACUGGACAGUUCAAACAAUGAUGAUUUAUCGAAAAAUCUAUCGCUUUCAUCAAUGAAAGACCAGGAAUCUUUUAAAGAUGAAGUUUCAAAGUUUUUGUGUGGACUGUGUGAUGACUCUAACCAAAAACCAGCUGAAUGGUUCUGCCAGCAGUGUGAAGUAUUGUAUUGUCAGUUGUGUUUAAACACUUUUCAUCCUAGACGUGGUUCUCUUACCAAUCACAAGAUUAAGAGAGCUGAUUUGAAAGCAGAAAGUACAUUGGACUGCCCUGACCAUACUACUGAAAAAAUCAGCAUAUUUUGCAAUACAUGUAAAGUUGUUGCUUGUCACCUGUGUGUCUGCCAGGGCAGAGGACAGCAUGGAAACCAUUUGAUAUUUGAUCUUGAAACUGCCAGGAAACAACUUAAGGAAACGGUUACAAAAUCUAAGGAUGAUUUAUUAAAAAUUCUAACUUCUUUUUCUGAUAGAGAAGGUGCAGUUACUGCUAAUAUACAAUCCUUAAAGGCCCUUGAAGAAUCUGCCAGAGAUUGUGUUUCUAGUCAAUACAAUUGCUUUUUAUCUGAUAUAGAAGCCAUACUCAGUGUAGCUAAGGAUAAGACAAUUAAGUCUAUCAUAGAAAAUACAAGUCAUCAUUUACUGCGCUUUAACACAAGUAAACAAGAUAUAAAAACUGUUUUAACGCAAUGUCAAGACUUGGAUGAACUUUGUGAAAAUAUUAUAUUUCAAGAAAAAAUAAAUAAAGACAACUUUACAUUCUCAUUUUCUGACCAUAUCCCAUUAUCCACCACUAGAACAGGACUUAACACCAACAUUUCUACAAAAGAAGAUUCUUCAAAUUCAGCUGUAUUUUUUGAGCAGCCCAAUAUAAUACAAUCUGCUAUUAACUCAAAAAACACACGUUCACAACUGUCAACAGAGCUUAAUGAAAAGAAUAAAAUGAAAGCAAUGGUACAGAUAGAUUUGUUUAAACAAGUUGACCUAAAACAAAGAGCAUCAUUUGCAUCUGGUUAUUCAGGUUAUGGGUGUCAAUUAGAAAAGAAGCUAGUUUCUGAGGGAAUAAUAAAGGAUCAACAUUCUUCAGGAUCAAUGGAAACUGAGAAAGUUGAGUAUGAAAAUGUAUUAUUUGGCAAAGAUGAUAAAACCAACCUUUUGUUGGUUACAAAAAAAUGUGUUGCUGACUUUAAAAAUUCGGAGAGGAAGUUAUCAAGAGAAACUACAAAAAUAAACAAUUUAGCUGAAGCAAAGCAAAGUUUGCAAGAAUUAAAUGCUACUAAAGAAAUACAAAAUGAAAAGAAUAAAGACAUAUUACUUAGGGCUGAUGAAAUAACACCUGUUGUGGAACAAGUAGCUGCUUUAUCAAAAUUAAUUGAAUACCACCACUCUUUUGAUGUCGAUGACGCAAAGAUGAUGAAAGAAUAUGCAACAAAUAUAAAAGAAUCUAUAUCUGAUUUUCAUUCAACAUCUUUAAAGCUUAUCUCCUCCCUUGCUGUAGACACUUCUCCAUUAGACAGUCCCAAAAUAAUCCCAGCAGUGCGCUCAGUUGUAUCUCCACCAAACAUGAACCAAGCAAGUAGUAUUCCAAGAGUGCUAAGUAGAAUAUUAAUCACCUGGGGAUUCAAUUCAACAACAUUUACAGCAGAUCCUAUUGAAAACUCUGCUCAGUGGACUGUAAAUAUCAUUAAAAACUCAAGCCAUAUAGGAGAUAUAAAGUCUGGAUAUUUGUUUGGUGUGGGAGUUUCUACUAAACCACUUGUUUCAAAGGAACAGGUGGGAAUGAAUGCCGACUCUCUUGCCGUUGUCUGUGUUGAUGGAACUAUAGCAGUUUGUCAAAACAGUAAAUUAAGUCCUAUCAUACCUUUAAAUGACCUGCCUUUAUCUGUAACUAUUUCUGUGGAUAAAACUCAAAUAGGCUUGUUUAUGACUUAUAAAAUUGUUCAAAGCAGUUUAGUUAUUGCAGUCUGUGGUAAAAGAAUUCUAAUCCUUACUAAUGAAUACAGCUCUGCUGGAGCAUUUCCAGAUUUGUGUAUCAAAUCCUUUCCUGUAUUUACUGUUAGCCAGAGGGUAAAAAUGCAGUUUCCAUUAACAUCUGAUGUCUAAAUGUAAAUACUUUAGAUAAUGUACAUACAUGUACUUUUAAGGCAAAAACAGUUUUCUCAAGUUUUGUAAAAAAAAAUUCAUAAAAAACGUUUUAAUAACAAGCUUUUAUGUAAUGAUGCACUAAAAAUA